GGCUGCUCGAAAGGAGGUAUAAUAAGGCCUUUGAGUAAAAAGUUCUGUUUCCAAGACAGCACCUGGCCCUCCGCCUGCCGGAGUUCUGUGCUCAGUGGAGCCACUCUCAGGCAUACUUCUGAGAUGCCCACCCUGGCGCCCGCGACCUGUCUGACAUGAGUGGGACUGAGGUGGCCCCUUCGUGUCCUGGCGGAGUUAAGACAGGACCAAGCAACACUCUGAGCCAGCGGUUAUACAACCACCACAGAACUUUCCAGGAUCACUGGCUUCAUCUCAUUGAAAUUCAGGACCGGCUCUCCUCCUGGCUUAAGUGCAGAUUUACUGGGCUUUUGUUCCUCUGAAUAGCUCUUGCUGGAAGUCCAAGGCAGGAUGACUCGGCAGCAGUGAGCCCCUCACCCAGAGACCAGCGCUGCCACCACCAGAAGCAACCGGAGGGACACGCAGAAGGCAGACCGUACGUGGGUGUGUAUUUUGCCACCUCGUGUUCAGUUACCACCGUGAGCAAUGUAAUGGGCUUUGAGAAGCCAGCACAGCCUGGGCCUCAGAGCUGGGACGGACCCGAGGACCCGCUCCGUGAGGCACCUGGCGCCUUGCAGCUGCCCUGAAUCCAGACCGCUCGGCGCCAUGACACGGGAGGAGCAGUGCAGGGAAGAGCUCAGCUAUGACCGGAUGCCUACCCUGGAGCGCGGAAGGUCGGACGCAGGGAGCUACGCCCCAGACGCCAAGCCCGGUGACCUGCAGUUGUCCUCGAGGCUGCCUCCUUGCUUCAGUCACAAGAUGUGGAUCUUCUCUGUGUUGAUGGGGACCUGCCUGCUUGUGACAUCGGGGUUCUCCCUCUACCUGGGAAACGUGUUCCCUUCCGACAUGGACUACCUGCGCUGUGCUGCAGGCUCGUGCAUUCCCUCGGCGAUCGUGAGCUUCACGGUUUCAAGGAGAAACGUCAACGUGAUUCCCAACUUUCAGAUGUUGUUUAUUUCCACAUUUGCUGUUACCACCACGUGUUUAAUCUGGUUUGGUUGCAAACUUGUCCUGAACCCAUCAGCGAUAGACAUCAAUUUCAACCUGAUCCUGCUGCUGCUGCUGGAGCUGCUCACGGCGGCCAUGGUGAUCGUCUCCGCACGGUCCAGCGAGGCGUCUUGCAAGCAGAGGGGUUCCAUCUCUGACAGCACCAACACUUUGUACGAAGUGACAUUUCCUGCUCGGGUCCUGAAGUCCUACUCAGUCAUCGAGGUGAUUGCUGGCGUCUCUGCCGUCCUGGGUGGAGUCAUCGCUCUGAACAUGGAUGACACUGUCUCGGGCCCGCACCUCUCCGUGACGUUCUUCUGGAUUUUAGUGGCCUGUUUUCCAAGCGCCAUUGCCAGUCACGUGACAGCAGAGUGUCCCAGCAAGUGUCUGGUGGAGGUGCUGAUUGCCAUCUGCAGCCUCACGUCCCCGCUGCUGUUCACGGCCGCCGGCUACCUGACGUUCAGUGUGCUGAGAGUCAUGGAGAUGUUUGAAGCUUACCCGCCAGCCAUCAAGCACUCCUACGACGUGCUCCUGCUGCUCCUGCUGUUGGAGCUGCUGCUGCAGGCGAGCCUGCACACGGGCACCGUCAUCCAGUGCGUGAGCUUCAAGGUGGGCGCGUCCUGGGACGCUGCGCAGAUGGGCCUGCAGGAGCGCCCGGCGGGGCAGGUGGCCAGAAGCCCCCUGAAGGAGUUUGACAAGGAGAAAGCAUGGAGAGCCGUGGUGGUGCAGAUGGCCCAGUGACAGCGGGACAGGGAGGCCACGGCGCAGGGCUCGCCUUCCCCCUGCAUGUGGAACGGCAGACACGCGUGUGCUGGCACCGCCUACUGUUGUACUAACCCCUUCCCCGUUUGCCGGGCGGGCGGCGAGGUGGAGUUGCCACUUCCUGUGGUAGCUUAGUUUGCGAGGGCGGGCACUUCCUGUGGUGGUUUAGUUUGAAGCAGGCAAAGGCUGACCACCUCCUGCAUGUUGCCAGUCAGUUCAGGGCUCCCAGGGUGGCCUGAGCGCACACGGGCUGGAGAGAAAGGGCUCAUGCAGGGGCUGGUGUGCAGGCAGCUUUCCUGUCCUCUCUGUGACCUGCCACCGUGUCUGCCUCUCCUGCACAUCACCUGACUGUCCCACCUGAUUUGUUGAGCACCUACUGUGUGCAGACAGUGUACACCCUGGCAUAGCCGGCAUGGCUCUUACCCAUUUCGGCGUUUCCCUUCUGACAUGUGCCAAACAGAGCCCCCGCCAAGUACUGUCUCCUUGACAAGAGCACAGCCCAGGGCUCUGCUCUGCCUCCAGACAGGGAGUGUGGGCACAGGGCAGCCCCACCCACUGCGUCUGUCGCCAGUGCCCACGGGCUGUGCGCCUGCCCUCUCCUUUUCUUACCCCAGCCAUUGUGAGGGGACCCUGCCUGCUCAGGGGUGCUGGCCCAUGUCUGGCGGCUUAUUUGUACUUGUCACGUGUCAUUCUCAGCCUCUCAGCCCCUGUGAACCACCACACAAACAUGGACCCCGUCUACUGUGCCGGCUGAGUGUUCUUUGGGGUGGGGACACGUCCCAGGCUUUGAAAGCUGCCUGGGCCACAUUUCUGUGUCUCCAUGGCCUCGGGGACAGGGUGACAUGGGCGAGGCUGAGCUCCCUCAGGCCAGACCACUCCCACUGCCUACACACAGACCACCCUGGACUCCUCGUGGGUCCUCGCUGGGCGUUUUCCAGCCCUCGCCCUCUCCUAACAAGUAGUUUGUCUCCAUCCUCCCUGACCUCCUGCGCCUGUCACUCCCAAAUGUAAGAAUAACAUUCUCUUUGAUUGACACCAUGGCCAAGAAUUAGUUUGUGUGUCAUCUCCGUCCCUUGAGUACACCUGGAAUCUUCUGGAACUGCUAGGAUCUCCCCACUGACGUGGGCACCAGUGAGCUGGGAGCACCUUCUCCAGUGGGGAUGUGAGUGUCCUGGGUGCUGUUUCCAGGCCAGGGCUACACCUCGGAGUGUCUCUGUCCCUUGUCUCCCAGUGUAAGGCGGUAGUAAGCAGCCUUGUGCUGGAAGAGGCUGACAUCCGCUUUACUUAGUGCAGGUACAUCAGUUAGACCCCGCGGGCUGGUGAGGGGGGUCCGAAGGUCCUCUUGCUGUCUCACUCUUGAGCACGAGUGACGAGCUGCCAGCGACAUGACAGGUUGGGUCAUUUGCACUCAAACAGGAGGAGUGCAGUAAGACACCUGGGAGGGCGCACAGUGUCAGCUAAGGAAGUGUUCUCCAGAGCUGCUGCUCUGACCGCCUCCUGCUGUCCUUGGAAGGCAAGGCGAGGACCGGGGAGGACCAGGCUGGUUCCCAAGUAAGCGUGAGCGCUGCCAGGUGACUCUCACCUGCACACAGUCAGACCCCACCCAGCUGCAGCCUGGCCACCUCCCCUUCCUGCGGCUCCAGGGGUCAGGGGGUGGGGCAGGUGGGGUCUGCUCCUGAGCUGGGGAGAGGAGCCACCGGGACAGCACAGGUGAUGCCGACCUCUUUUGGGGGCUCCUGAAGGUCUGAGUCAGAGCCGUAAGUGGUGGCACCCAGGGCCUGACUACUGGCUGGUGCUUCCUUAUCUCGGAGAGCUUGUAAAGUCCAGACAAAUGGGGUUUAAAAACUUUGUAAUUCUGUCAACUUACAUUUUUCUUUGAUAUAGUUAAUACUGCCUGAACAAUAAAUGCUAACAUGCAAAUGUG
Messenger RNA from Hipposideros armiger (great roundleaf bat), 3691 nucleotides. RefSeq names its product modulator of VRAC current 1 (gene MLC1). The record is from RefSeq and is a predicted model, not a curated record. Bases 625 to 1746 code for a protein of 373 amino acids. Gene Ontology annotation, biological process: regulation of response to osmotic stress. NCBI's taxonomy places the organism in Eukaryota, Metazoa, Chordata, Mammalia, Chiroptera, Hipposideridae. Gene Ontology annotation, cellular component: plasma membrane; cytoplasmic vesicle; endoplasmic reticulum. The transcript is spliced from 12 exons.